Messenger RNA from Durio zibethinus, 630 nucleotides. NCBI's taxonomy places the organism in Eukaryota, Viridiplantae, Streptophyta, Magnoliopsida, Malvales, Malvaceae. The record is from RefSeq and is a predicted model, not a curated record.
AUGAAGUUCAAGUUUGUAGAUGAAGACUUACUGGCGAUCUUGAAGGAUGAAGGCAAAAAUCCUGUAAGAAAAGUGUGGAAGAUGUUUUUUGAUGGAGCAUCCAAUAUAAUGGGGCAUGGCACUGAGAUGGCCAUUGAAAAAAAGAUUGGGACACUAGAAGUAUAUAAGGAUUUAGCUUUGUUUGUUGGUAACGUGCGUGGUGACAAACCUGUUGGUCGUGAGCUUCUCCUUAUUCUUGCAAAUUGGAUAUGUGACAACUAUUUAAGGGAUCCAUCGGUUAAAUUGAUUGUUAAAAAUGUUCACCUUCACAUUCUUCCUUCAAUGAAUCCUGAUGGGUUUUCUCUUAGGAGCCGUGGUAAUGCAAAUGGUAUUGAUCUAAAUCGAGAUUUUCCAGAUCAGGCAAGGUUUGCUCUUCUUUUUUCUUUUCUAAUGGCCAAAAUAGUCAUAAUUGGUGCCUCUCUUCAGAGUAGAUCAGAGGAUUUACUUUUGGUGAUAAUAAUUGUCAAUGCUAAGGAGUAUGAAGGCUUGUACUACCUUAAGGAUCCUCAACAAGUGAAUAAACAAGCUUUGGCUCUAAGUGGUGAAUCUGUUUCUAUUUCUAAGGAAUUAUGUUAUGGCACAAUAGAUUAG